Brassica rapa (field mustard) is the source of this 1760-nucleotide messenger RNA. RefSeq names its product ultraviolet-B receptor UVR8. NCBI's taxonomy places the organism in Eukaryota, Viridiplantae, Streptophyta, Magnoliopsida, Brassicales, Brassicaceae. The record is from RefSeq and is a predicted model, not a curated record.
UAUGUAAAAAGAUAUAAUACAUAAAAUAAUUUUAAUAUAUAAUGUUCAUCUUAACCUAGUCUCCUAAAAAUGAUACAAGAUAUACAAGAGGCAAUAGAUUUUCUGAAAAAUAUAUAAGGAAAAUAUUUGUCUUAGAGAUCACUUAGAUUUGGAGGCCAUGGUUUAAAACCGGUUAGUUGCAAUAUAAAAAGCAUCUUGACUAUCAACAAUCUAAAAUCAUAGGACUCUCAUGUGUAACUCCAAAAUCAGCUAACGAAAUUUAAAAUCAUUUUAUUUCUUCAACGAUCACGAAAUAUUAUAGGCAAAUUUUAAACCCGAUUAAAAUCAAUUUAUUUCAUAAGAACUAAAACCAUAAUAACACUCACAGCCGGUUUGGUCGUUAAGACAAAAGUACGCAACGACCAAACCAUCAAAUUCAAAGAAACCUAAUUUCAACCGUCAGAUAAAUGUCCGAACUCAACGAGGCUCCAUCUCCAGCUGAUGAAGAAGAAGUAUGGAGCUGGGGCGCAGGCACGGACGGCCAGUUAGGGACUUCCAAGCUGCAAGACGAGCAUCUCCCGCAGCUUCUCUCGCUGACCUCACUUCCUUCCAUCUCGAUGCUCGCAUGCGGCGGCGCUCACGUCAUCGCCUUGACUUCUGGUGGCAAAGUGUUCACAUGGGGAAGAGGAAACUCUGGUCAAUUAGGACAUGGGGACAACCUCAACACUUCAUUGCCAAAGUUACUAUCUUUCUUUGACGACGACUAUUUUAUAUCUCAAGCUUCAGCCGGAUGGAGUCACUCUGCUUUUGUUUCAGAUUCUGGCUCCCUUUUUACAUGUGGGAAUGGCUCGUUUGGUCAGCUUGGUCUUGGUGAUAACAUCUCACUCACCUCUCCAGCUAAAGUCUCUUACUUUGUUGAUAAGAGUGUGAAGAUGGUAGCUUGUGGUAUGCGCCACUCACUUGUCUUGUUCUCAGAGAAUCAAGUGUGUGGAUUCGGAUCUGGAAAACGUGGACAGCUAGGUGUGUCAUCAGAGAGAACAAAAUCAGUAAACCUUCCAUGUGCUGUCUCUGGACUAGAAGAUGUUGAGGUUGUUCGUAUAGCAGCUAAUGGAGAUCACAGUGCAGCGUUAUCUGCUAAUGGAGAGUUGUUCACUUGGGGAAGAGGAUUCUGCGGCAGCCCUGAUGUUCAAACCCCUCAGUGUUUGCCUUCAUAUGAAUCUUUCAGAGAUGUUGCUUUAGGAUGGAAUCAUGCUUUACUGCUAACCGUUGAUGGCAAAGUGUUCAAGCUUGGUAACACCCUUGAUAAACAAUCCGAGAAGCAACAACUGCAAGAAGGUUCAUCUGAAACUCUCUUGGAGAAAGUUCAUGGUUUUGAUGGAGUUAAAGUUGUGCAAAUUGCAGCAGGAGCUGAGCAUUCUGCUGCUGUAACAGAGAGUGGAGAAGUUCAGACAUGGGGAUGGGGUGAACAUGGCCAGCUAGGUCUUGGAGAUACCAAUGAUCAGACCAAUCCUCAACUGGUGAGCUUAGGAAGUGGAGACCUGCAGACUAAAGAGACCAAAGUAUAUUGCGGAAGUGGAUUUACCUAUGUUGUAAGGCGAAAACAAUAGCUUUCUUCUUCACCAACUUCAUCAUAGAAUUGGAUGUAUUAUAGUUUUAACUUGUGUAACAUUAUACAGUGCAAGAACUCCAUUGUUUGCAUGAUUCUCGUCAGAGGAACAUAAUGGGUUUUGUAUCAUUACAGUGAUGGAAAAUUUGAGAUACACAACAGAUUUUUGUUACUU